Messenger RNA from Linum tenue, 633 nucleotides. Lineage: Eukaryota; Viridiplantae; Streptophyta; Magnoliopsida; Malpighiales; Linaceae. The record is from the annotation of a GenBank genome assembly.
GAAACAGGGGAACAACGGGUAACGAGCCAAAGCACCAUUCCUCGAUCUCCUACGGCGGUCUGGCCAAAAUCAGUCCGGCGAAUUGUGCGUCGUCAACCCCAUCUCCGAGGUCAAGCCUCGAUUUUAAUCCGUCACUGUUUCCUCCUACUGUCCUACAUUGUUGGUAGAACAGAGGCGAAAGAAUCAAUCGUGUUCGCGGGCCUCUGUCUCCAGCGAACAGCACAAGGUUUCGACUUGAGCCAGGGACGCCCUCUGUCUGCGUCGAACUGCUCUGCCGACACCGACAAUCCCUCGCGCGCGUAAGGGAAGAGUUCCUGACUCUGCCCUGCACCCUCGGUUUGCACCCUCGGUCUGCACCUUACUGCAACUGUGCUUGGGGUACAGCAAGAGGAAGAGGGAGGGAGAUACUUUACUUUGUGGGAGACAGGCAGCGGAUUGCGCCGUAGCUAGGAAGGAAAUAUCUCGGUUGGGUUGGUGUCGUUGGUGACUCGGUGGGACAUUAAGCAUACACAGCCGAGUUGGAGACACCAAGGACCUUUACUCGGAAAGCUUGGAGGUUUCUAUCGCCAAUUUGACUGAUCCAACCACAUUCCACGGUAAGCACUUUACUGAACUCCAUCUUUGGUAAUGAAG